UGCGAUGCGCACGUAGUUUGUCGAGAUGGCUAGCAAAAACAGUGUAUAUUACAUCAGUGGCACUUUAUGUUCAGUAGACGGGUGCAGGUCUAGCAAGAGGAGAGACAAGAAUCUUUCCUUUUUCCAUUUACCUGCUGAUAAAAAAAGACGUGACACAUGGGCAAAAUUGAUCGGCAGGCCGGACUUAUCGGACCCUAAGAAGAGAUUUGACUCCCAUUCUGUCUGUUCGUUACAUUUCGAGCCGUGUAUGAUAACAUACACACCAAAAUUACGACGCAACACAGUGCCGACGCGGCAACUCCCUCACAAUUCAAGCAACGACGAGAUAAUCGCUACAAACUCGAGAACAAGAGAUAUGGCCAUACAAACUGACGACUGCAAUGAUACCGAUGAUGUGAAGUUUCCUAAUAUAAAAUAUAUAUAUGUAAAAGAAGACAUUUCUGUAGAUGUAAAGGAAGAGCCUGAAAGCGACUGACAGACUGCUACUGGCUGUUAAUUACAUGUAUAGACCAAGAGCUAGCUGCCUAUUUUCAUUCUGCUGGCCGUUAAUAACAUGUAUAGUCCGAGAGCUAGCUGCCUAUUUUCAUUCUGCUGGUCGUUAAUAACAUGUAUAGUCCAAGAGCUAGCUAGCUAUUUUCAGACUGCUGGUCGUUAACAUGUAUAGUCCAAGAGCUUGGAGUUUUCAAAACGAAUAGCUCAG
Messenger RNA from Achroia grisella, 700 nucleotides. RefSeq names its product THAP domain-containing protein 11-like. Gene Ontology annotation, molecular function: sequence-specific DNA binding. The record is from RefSeq and is a predicted model, not a curated record. Lineage: Eukaryota; Metazoa; Arthropoda; Insecta; Lepidoptera; Pyralidae. The coding region runs from base 26 to 475 and encodes 149 amino acids. The transcript is spliced from 2 exons.